This is a messenger RNA of Spirodela intermedia, 4350 nucleotides long. The record is from the annotation of a GenBank genome assembly. NCBI's taxonomy places the organism in Eukaryota, Viridiplantae, Streptophyta, Magnoliopsida, Alismatales, Araceae.
AUGGUCGUGGAGGAGGGGAAAGCGGUUCAAAGCAUCGUUUCCGUGGAACCGAAGGCGAGAAAGGGGGUCCUAUCGUCAGCGGUGGACCUGCUGGAGAGGGUGGUUGUGUAUUUCACUGGUCACUGGGGCAAGCCCAAUUACUACCUCUCCGGUAACUUCGGCCCCGUGCUGGAGGAGACGCCUCCCUGUAGAGAACUCAAAAUCAGAGGAACCCUCCCGGUAUCUCCUACGAAUUUCUAGACCAUUGAGAAAAAGAAAAGAAGAAGAAAGAAGCUGGAAGAAAGUAACUUAUUCCAUCUUUGUCACCGGCAAUGAGCAGCGUUUUCUUUCUCCCUGUUCUUUGGCCAGGAAUGCUUGAAUGGGGAGUUCGUCAGAGUAGGGCCCAACCCCAAGCUGCCUCCGGUGGCUGAAUACCACUGGUAACUUUGUUGUCUUUGUGAAGAAUGCUGCAAGCUUUAUAGUUGCAUGGGACGUCACAACUCGGUUUUUAUGUAGUUGAGCAUCAACAUUUCUGCGAUAGGUCUCAGGUUGAAGACUCAUCAUUUGUCUUCUCCAUAUUUUGAUUCUUUUUGUGGUAGACUGUGGUAAAUCUCUUGUAUUCAAGAGCCCACCAAGUAAAUGUCAGUGAUUACGAUUCAUCAAGAUCUUUGGGCUCCCUAUCCUCUGUGUGAUUUUUGGGAGAUGAAGCUUGGCAUUGCAUCUGACAAAUUGGCCUGUAUUGCCAAACCGCCAUUAUUAUUUCUGAUUCCUUGCUAAGAGCUCAUCUUUCAUGCAUGUAGAUUUCCUUCUAGAAAGCAGUUGUUCAAUUACCUUAUUAUGAUGAUAGCUUCUGUUCUUGAAUUUCUUUCAGGUUUGAUGGCGAUGGGUAGGUGUUUUCAGAGUCCCUCCUGGAGAGAGCCUCAUUCAUCAAAGCUAUUUUUUUUCUCGCCAUGUGCAUCUUUCUGAACAAAAAUCUGCAGAAUCCAGUUUGGGUUCUUUGCUUGUGGCCCCAAAAAGGAUUUUUUUUUUAAUUCUUGCCAUUUUCACCGAAAACGUUUUAAGAGUAAAAAAUAUCGUGGAUAUUGAGAUAGACUGAUUGCUUUCUAUUAGAUUACCUACUUAAUUUAGACGGUACUAAAUCGUAUGAUUGCGCUUGUGCUAUGUGAGCUUCAUUCAUGUUACUAGAAACGGGCUUUGCAUCUGAUGGGACAUAUCAGAAUAAUCCUGACAUUAGAAUGAGUUGAACUAAACUGUGUCUAUGCAAAUGGAAUCAUCUUCGCUUAUUAUGGGUUUGUUCUGAAUUCUGAUAAAAUUUAUUAGAAGCUGAUUGGGAAGAAGAUUACUAAGUGGAAGCGCUUCUCUUGCUCACUGAUGAAUUUUAUGUGCCUUUAUGUGUUCUUAAAACGAUGGUGAUGAAGAAUGAUUCAUGGGAUCCGUAUCAAAGAUGGGAAGGCGAGCUAUGUCUCAAGAUAUGUGCAGACUUCGCGACUUAAACAGGAAGAAUAUUUCGGACGGGCAAAGUUCAUGAAGGUAAUCUGGUUAAAAAAACGGUGUUUUCACGUCGAUUAGCUUCCCUGUUUGGGAUAUCUUCCUAAUAACAUAUUAUGGAACAUUCUAAUUUCUUGAACAGUCAUAAAUAUUUUUUGUUCAUUAUUAAAAUUGGAGAACAUAAUGAGGCAGAACUAUCAUAAUUUCUAAUGACUGAUUAUUAGGGACUAGUCUCCAACUUUUAUGGCCUGUUCAAUGUCUUAUAGAGAAAACACUUUCAUCGUGGUUGCUCUUUCAUCAUCAGGUUGGAGACCUGAAAGGAUUCUUUGGGCUUUUUAUGGUUUAUAUUUCUCAACUGCGAGAAAAACUGAAAAUCUUGGAUCUUUCAUACGGAAGAGGAACAGGUAAGCUCAACGAGUAUGCCUGAUUAAAGUUCGUCUUAAAGCUGAGCUGAAUCUGCUUCUCAUUUUAUUUUUUUAAUUUUUGAUCAUUGGAUCUCAUGGUUUAGCCUGAUUUCAGCCAACACAGCUCUUGUAUACCAUCAUGGUAAACUCUUAGCCCUUUCAGAAGGUGAUAAACCCUGUAAGCACCUUUCCAUUUUUCUUCCUUUCUGUGAAUUUCCUUCGAAAACAUUAAAUCCCUUUGUAAAAAUUAUAUAGCUAUGAUUUGGUCUCAUUGAAUGAAGAUUAAUGGGACCUUUCCGAUUUCCUCGAACAGAUGUCGUCAAGAUUUUGGAAGAUGGAGAUCUCCAGACACUUGGGCUGUUGGAUUAUGACCGACGGCUAGCACAUUCCUUCACUGCUCAUCCGAAGGUGGAUCCAUUCACAGGUGAGGGUUUGAUGUUAUCUCGUCCCAAUGCCCAUCGUCCACCUGAAGGUGAUCAAGGCACUGCCUAGCAAGAAGUUUUUUAUGAUUCAUACAUGAGAAUCAACCAGGCAAGUCACUUGGCAAUGCUAGGAAGGUGCUGUCACGGCGAUAGCUAGUUGAUCAUCCAGCUCAAAUUUCGUAAAUUAAACCCAGAUUGCAAGAACAAGUUAAUUAGGUUUAGUAAUAAUCAAGAGGGAAAAAGGUUUUCUAUGAACCUAGCAUUAUGGGUGCAUAUUCUUCAUGUUCUGAAUAAUAGUGGGCUUAUCGCAUCCAUAUUCUACUAGAUUUUCCAACAUGAUUGAUUGAAUUGAAUCUAGGAGGCUCAUCUCUGUUGCAGAUGAGAUGUUCACAUUCGGCUACUCUCAGUCGCCACCAUAUGUUACCUACCGGGUCGUGACAAAAGAAGGCAUCAUGCUCGAUCCUGUCCCGAUAACGAUACCAGAAUCGGUGAUGAUGCACGACUUCGCAAUCACUGAGAACUAUGCAAUCUUUAUGGAUCUUCCUCUUUAUUUCCGCCCAAAGGUGCUUCGCGAGUUCAGAAGACUUGCAUCUCUUGAAUUUCUUUGAAGAACUUGCUUGAAGAGCUCUAGUGGCAAGUGACUGUGGAAUUCAAGUCAAUGCUUUGUUUCCUGGUUUUGAAAUGGAAUCCGGCUGUCUGCUUCUGUUCGUCGCAGGAAAUGGUCAAAGAAGGGAAGAUCAUCUUCUCAUUUGACCCAUCUAAGAAAGCCAAAUUCGGCAUUCUUCCCAGAUAUGCCAAGGAUGAGCUCCAAAUCAAGUGGUUUGAGCUUCCGAAUUGCUUCAUAUUCCAUAACGGUGAUCUCUCUCUCUCUCUCUCUCUCUCUCUCUCUCUCUCUCUCUCUACAUAGAUAUAUAUAUAUAUAUUUGCAUAAAUAUUUUACAUUACUGCAUUGUGUUGGUUCUUGGCCCAAAUACUGUGGAUGGAUGUUUUCUGAGCUGGGGGUUCAUCUCCAACAUUAUCCGUUUGUUCCUUUCUGGCAGCAAACGCCUGGGAGGAGGACGAGGAGGUCGUUCUGAUUACCUGCCGCCUUGAGAACCCAGAUUUGGAUAUGAUGAAUGGAGACGCAUCCGAGACGCUUGACAACUUCAAGAACGAGUUGUAUGUGAUCUGACGAUCUGAAGUACCAGCCAGGUUUUAGACUCGUUGACCAUCGGGUUUCUCUCUCCUUUCCACAUCAGGUAUGAAAUGAGAUUCAACAUGAAGACCGGCGCCGCCUCCCAGAAGCAGCUCUCACUCUCCAUCGUCGACUUCCCUCGGAUCAACGAGAGCUACACCGGACGGUCUGUUCCCUUUGCCCAAAGCAGAGAUAGAAAGAGAAUCCUCGCUAAAAAUGGAAUCUUGGCCGCAAUCGAUGAUCUCUAGUUCAUGCGGUUUUGGAAAAUUCGGUGUGGAUGCAGGAAGCAACGGUUCGUUUACGGGACCAUUUUCCACGCGGUGACGAAGAUCAAAGGCAUAGUGAAGUUCGAUCUUCAUGUGGAGCCGGAUAUCACCGGGAAGAAGAAGCUCGAAGUAGGGGGAAAUGUGCAGGGCAUUUUUCAUCUGGGGCCCGGGAGGUUCGGCUCCGAGGCCGUCUUUGUGCCUCGUGAACCUGGAGUCUCGUCUGAUGAGGAUGAUGGGUACUUGAUAUUCUUUGUGCAUGAUGAGAAAACAGGGUACUCUCUCUCUCUCUCUCUCUCUCUCUCUCUCUCUCUCUCUCUCUCUCUCUCUCUAAUUAUGAUCUUCUGUCCCCGACAACAUUCGGUCGCCAUCGCUGCAGGAAGUCCGAAGUCAAUGUUAUCGAUGCGAAGACGAUGUCUGCGGAGCCGGUGGCUGUCGUGGAGCUCCCGAAGAGAGUUCCCUAUGGAUUUCACGCCUUCUUUGUCACAGAGGUACGCUUUCCAGUUAGCCCCUUGGAUAGAGAGAGAGAGAGAGAGAGAGAGAGAGAGAUUUUGACGGGAUUGCUAAGUGGGCCUCUCCAUUUUGGACAGGAACAACUGGAAAAGCAGGGAAAGAUCUGA